GUGCAGUGUUGCCGUCACAGUGAACAGUAUGAGCGCGGAUGUUGUUUGUAAAUGUUAUUUCGUGUUCGCUAACAGAACUAGCCUCUACCGCAAAAAAAAAAAUCUACUGGUGCUACGGACAGCACUAGGAGAGACGCACACAUGACAAGGCUCCAUGGCGCGCAAUUAAGGUCUAUGUAUAGUACGACUACGCAAGUAGUUAAAAAAAGUGGACUGUCACUAAGAUGAAAAGAAGGACAUACUAUGGCGUAGCAACUCGAAUACAACUUGUUCUUAGACUCUGAAGCAAAAUGACAUGGGAGCUCCGUUUCUUUUCUCGCUUGCCUUUCGUAUUGAAUCGCACUGCGGUUUUCACGGACGAAGUGCAGCGUCAGGAUGUUUAUCUCAAAGUAGUUCCAAUGAUACUGGAGACGAGGCAGAUGACAGAUGGUGAGGACGGUGUUGAAGAGACUCCUAUAGUUUCAUCAUUGACCACUUCUGGCGCAGCUCUCGCUCUCGAAGAAAGUGAGCCGAAUCCGUUCACCACCUCUUCAACGUCGUGGUUUCCGCAUGGUGUGAAAAUGCGAGGUGGGACUUCAGACGCGAUCGAAUUAAAACAGCUGUUAGAGGUGAAGAAACGCGGAGCGCGAAAGUACAAGAAACAUCGUGUGCCAACGUCAAUGUCUCCGACAGCGACGACUGCACUUAAUUCUUCAUCAGUUAAUUCGCUAAAUUCACAAUUAUCGGAGCACGCAGCGGUUGGGCGACUGUUUGAAAAUUAUACGGUGUUAGAAAGCAGCUUUGUGACGCUGAAAAAGACCAUCCAGAAGCAGUAUUUCGAGCUGCCUACAAGUGCAAAAAAAUCUUCGUCAAACGCAAACCCGAAGAUUCUGAUCGAAAACACUGUUCUCUUCCACGUCGAGUCAGAAACCUAUUGGUACUCUGUGUCUUUGGAGGGGGACAAAGCAGUACUGUUGUACGAUGCAGCCGAAAUGCUGUUGGAGAAGGAGGUUCUCGAGAAGGCAGUUGCUUCAGCAUUGGGACAGCCUCCUGAGAGGGUUCAGAGGGAGACAGAGGAUGAAUCUCUAGAGAAGUGUCCUACGAAGAUAGACGGAGAAGUCUCUGCAGCAUCGUCUUGUCUUGAUGAGACACCGAUCUCAUCCAGUGAAAUAUCUUCAACAAGAAACAAAGACGUUUACGUGCUUGUUGUAGGUGGCUAUCCCGAAUUGAUUGCGCACAUUAUGAUGAAUGAAGCUACUAUUCCUGAUGCAAAGUCAGUUGCUGGCAAACAAGAUUCUAAAUCACACGGGCAUCAACAUCAGC
This is a messenger RNA of Amoebophrya sp. A25, 1302 nucleotides long. NCBI's taxonomy places the organism in Eukaryota, Dinophyceae, Syndiniales, Amoebophryaceae. The record is from the annotation of a GenBank genome assembly.